Anoplophora glabripennis (Asian longhorned beetle) is the source of this 1375-nucleotide messenger RNA. It is a transcript of the gene TfIIEalpha, whose product is annotated as general transcription factor IIE subunit 1. Gene Ontology annotation, cellular component: transcription factor TFIIE complex. The record is from RefSeq and is a predicted model, not a curated record. Gene Ontology annotation, biological process: transcription initiation at RNA polymerase II promoter; transcription open complex formation at RNA polymerase II promoter. The transcript has 2 exons. The coding region runs from base 91 to 1317 and encodes 408 amino acids. Lineage: Eukaryota; Metazoa; Arthropoda; Insecta; Coleoptera; Cerambycidae.
AAUAAGAGAUACAUCAAUUUUGUGUUUGCGUGAUAUUUUAUGUGAUUAUGUGAAUUUAAGAUAUGAUACAGAGUAUAUAAUACUUUAAGAAUGACUGACGAGAAAUUGGUGACAGAAGUUCCUAGCAGUCUAAAGCAAUUGGCUAGGUUGGUGGUUAGAGGCUUUUACUCCAUAGAAGAUGCUUUAAUAGUAGAUAUGUUGGUGAGAAACCCUUGCAUGAAAGAAGAUGAUAUAUGUGAAUUGUUGAAGUUUGAAAGGAAAAUGUUAAGGGCGAGAAUAGCUACUCUAAAGAAUGAUAAAUUCAUACAAGUUCGAUUAAGAAUGGAAACUGGCCUAGAUGGAAAAGCUCAAAAAGUGAAUUAUUAUUUUAUUAAUUAUAAAACCUUUGUUAAUGUAAUUAAAUAUAAGUUGGAUUUGAUGAGGAAACGUUUAGAGACUGAGGAACGCGAUGCAACAAGUAGGGCUAGUUUUAAAUGCCCAAAUUGUUUAAAAACAUUUACAGACUUGGAGGCCGAUCAGUUAUUUGAUUUCGCAACUAGUGAAUUCCGUUGUACAUUUUGUAGGGAAGUCGUAGAAGAAGACUCUUCAGCACUACCAAAAAAAGACUCUCGUCUAUUACUAGCAAAAUUCAACGAACAGUUGGAACCCAUUUAUAUCCUUCUACGUGAAGUAGAGGGCAUCAAAUUAUCUCCUAAAGUAUUAGAGCCGGAACCAGUAGAUAUUAGUACCAUUAGAGGACUCGACAAAAAAUCAAAUGCUGCACAAUCCGGCCAAGAAUGGUCCGGCGAAGCUACGAGAAAAUCAGGUUUUGUCGUGGAAGAAGCAAGAGUUGACGUCACAAUUGGUGAAGAGAGCAACUCUGUUAUUAACCGCAAAGAACAACCAAUUUGGAUGACAGAAUCCACUGUUAUAUCAAAUAUUGAUUCGCAGGAUUCCAAUAAGGCUAAUGAGGGCAUACUUGAGGUUGCAUCUGAAGUGGCAGGAGCCAGUGCCGCCAAAAACGAUGAUAUCAUGUCUGUUCUUCUUGCUCACGAAAAACGUCAAACUGAUAACAGUGCCGCAAACGCAGUUAAAGGAUUGACGAACGAGUCCGAUUCCAGUUCAGACGAGAUGAACGAAGUGAAAAAUACAAAUGAGGACGUCGAAAUGAUGGAGAGCGACGAAGACGAGGAUGAUCACGUUCCGACGGUCACUGUCGGGAAUCGAACUUACCCCAUUACUGAUAUCAAUGAUACUAUUAUCGCGGAGAUGACUCAAGCCGAGAAAGAGAUAUAUGUCCAAGUGUUUCAGGAUUAUUAUUCUCAUAUGAGUUAUUGAGUGUCUAGGUAUUUAUUAUACACGUGUACUAUUAGGAAAAAAGUUCUUAUAUCCUUCU